Colletotrichum orchidophilum is the source of this 396-nucleotide messenger RNA. RefSeq lists its product as uncharacterized. The record is from RefSeq and is a predicted model, not a curated record. Lineage: Eukaryota; Fungi; Ascomycota; Sordariomycetes; Glomerellales; Glomerellaceae. The transcript has a single exon. The coding region runs from base 1 to 396 and encodes 131 amino acids.
AUGCUCGAUGAAGCGGCCAUAUCUGGUUCGUCGAUCCCGGCUUCAAGGCCCCAAGACAACCCUAUCUCGUCCCCCCGACCGCCAGUGGCAGCAAACAGCACGACACUGCAGGUCAAAUGGCUUCGUGGAGCGAACUUGGAGCCUGCCGGUGACCUGGGACAACUGGCUGGAUGCCGACAUACCGAGAAUCGGCCCUUGAACCGGCGCAACAUGAUGGCAAUCGUAUGUGUUCGAUUCCUAGGCGGAUGGAACGAACCGGCCAAAGAGGGGUGGCAGCCUGCAGGGGACCCUCGCAUUACUCCUGCAUCGAGUGCCUCCCCUCCCCCCAUCACGGACGGUGGACCAGAUACAACCACCUCUUCCGAUGUUCAGGCUCUCCCACCCCUGGGUCACUGA